Messenger RNA from Striga asiatica, 493 nucleotides. The record is from the annotation of a GenBank genome assembly. NCBI's taxonomy places the organism in Eukaryota, Viridiplantae, Streptophyta, Magnoliopsida, Lamiales, Orobanchaceae.
AAAAAAAAAAAGGAAAAGAAGAAAGAGUGAAAACUACAAAUCCAUUGCUGAGAUGAGGAAAUUCGAUCCAUGGCCGGUGUUCUUCAAGAGAGAGUGGAAUCGCAACUGGCCUUUCCUCGUCGGGUUCGCUGUUACCGGGGCCAUCAUCACCAAGUUCUCUCUCGGCCUCACCGGAGGACGCGAAGAACUCCCCCUUUGUGCAGAGGCACAAGAAAUGAAAGUAUCACUACUUACUUCAUUUGCUCGGUCACGGGACAAGGCCAUUGAGCUGAUACCUUUCCCGUUUUGCAUUGUUUCCUUUCGUAUUAGUUAUCAUCUGGAUGAUAAUAGCUCUUGUGAUGGGAUAAAACCAUUUGAAUUUAUUUCUGGAGCAAAUGUUCGAAGCAGAUAUGUAGAGGCUGCGGUGGGUCUGGAGAUCAGAAAACUAAAGGCAGCUUUUGAUAAGGUUUAUAAACCUUAUGCUGCCAGUGUUAUGACUAAAGAAAGGGAGUGA